Messenger RNA from Caretta caretta (loggerhead turtle), 5959 nucleotides. RefSeq lists its product as uncharacterized. The record is from RefSeq and is a predicted model, not a curated record. NCBI's taxonomy places the organism in Eukaryota, Metazoa, Chordata, Testudines, Cheloniidae. Gene Ontology annotation, biological process: regulation of transcription by RNA polymerase II. Gene Ontology annotation, cellular component: nucleus. Gene Ontology annotation, molecular function: RNA polymerase II transcription regulatory region sequence-specific DNA binding; DNA-binding transcription factor activity, RNA polymerase II-specific.
CUUUCAGGUGUGAAGGCGGCAAUUCAGCCAUGAAGGGGCGGUGCUGAUGGAGGAAUUAUUGACCCUUUCUCUGUUUUCCUUUUCAGGCUGCAGCGCAAUAUCCAUGUUUUCUGCCAGGUUUUUCCGUCCUUCCAGAGACCAGGAAAGGGAAAUGGCUGCAGUGGAGCCAGUUGAGGGGCUGGUGACCUUUGAGGAGGUGGCUGUGUAUUUCACCAAGGAAGAGUGGGCUCUUCUGGACCUGGGUCAGAAAACCCUCUACAGAGAUGUAAUACUGGAGAACUAUGAGACUGUGACCUCGCUGGUCCCCCUUCUCACCCUGAUGGGCUGCAGAACAACAUCCACAUUUCACUCCGGAUGGGCCCAGCCUCCUAGGGGACGGGGAAGGAAAAUGGUUGCCGUGGAGCUGGCUCAGGAGCCAGUGACCUUUGAGGAGGUGGCUGUGUAUUUCACCAGGGAAGAGUGGGCUCGGCUGGACCCCGCUCAGAGAGACCUAUACUGGGAUGUCAUGCAGGAGAACUGUGAGAAUGUGACUUUGCUGGAGUGGUUCGAAGAGUCAACUUUUAAACAGAAAGUAGGGCUCACCAUAAUUGUGGAAGAGCUGGUGCUCUGCUAUAAUCAUCGUACAACAUUCAUUAUUCCAAAGCAGCUCGACUCCACCGCAGGGGUUUGGAGAAACAGGACUAAAGGGUUCCCAGUUUCCAAACCUGAAGUGAUGUCCCAGCUGGAAUCAGGGGAAGAGCUGUGGGUCUCAGAUCUCCAGGGCUCAGAGGAAAGAGAGAUCCUGAGAGGAACCUGCCCAGCUUCUGAGGUUUCUCUCUCUGGCCCAGGAGACGAUGGGAUGGUGAGUGAGAACAAGGAGCAGAAUCCACAGCAGGAAGAUGCUGAGCACGUGGAACUGCAAGGGCGAUUACCACAAGGAACUCAAGGGAACAUGUCCAGGAGUCGUGAAGAGAGGCAGCAGGGAAACAAAUCAGGGGAGAAAGUGGGUAAAUCCAUCAGUUGUGAGGAAAAUCUCAAGGACCUCAAGGAAACCACAGCCCAGCAGAGAAUCCUCAAGGGAGAAAGACAAAACAUGUGCCCUGAGUGUGGGAAAACCUUCUCUUGGCUCUCACACCUUAUUAGACAUCAGAGAGUCCACACAGGAGAGCGACCCUAUGAGUGCGGAGAGUGCAGGAAAACCUUCUCUUGGCACUCCCAGCUUAUUGUACAUCAGAGAGUCCACACAGGAGAGAGACCCUAUGAGUGCUGUGAGUGCGGGAAAACCUUCACUCGGCGCUCACACCUUAAUGUACAUCAGAGAAUCCACACAGGAAAGCGGCCCUAUGAAUGCUGCAAGUGCAGGAAAACCUAUAUUCAGAGAUCAGACCUUGUCAGACAUCAGAGAACUCACUCAGGAGAGAGACCCUAUGAAUGCUGCAAGUGCAGAAAAACCUUCCCUCGGCGCUCACACCUUAUCAGACAUCACAGAACCCACAAAGGUGCGAGCCCUUAUGAAUGCUGGUUUCCAAUUUCCAAACCUGAGGUCAUGUCCCAGCUGGAAGCAGGGGAAGAACUGUGGGUCUCAGAUCUCCAGGGCUCAGAGGAAAGAGAGAUCCUGAGAGGAGCCUUCACAGGAGACAACGGGACAGUGAGUGAGAACAAGGAGGAGAAUCCAGAGCAGGAAGAUGCUGAGCACGUGGAACUGCACAGGGAAUUAUCUCAAAGGACUAAAGGAAACAUGUCCUGGAGUCAUGAGGAGAGGCAGCAGGGAAACCAGCUGGGGGAGAAAGUGGGCAAAUCCAUCAGUUGUGAGGAAAACGACCUCAAGGGAACUGCCACCCAGCAGAGAAUCCUCAAGGGAGAGAGAAAAAACACAUGCUCUGAAUGUGGGAAAACCUUCCCUCGGCGCUCACACCUUAUUAUACAUGAGAGAAUCCACACGGGAGAGAGACCUUAUGAAUGCUGUGAAUGCGGGAAAGCCUUCACUCGACGCUCAACCCUUAUCAGCCAUCAGAGAACCCACACAGACGCAAGACCUUAUGAGUGUUGUGAGUGUGGGAAAACCUUCACUCGGCACUCAGACCUUUUCAGACAUCAGAGAAUCCACACAGGCGUGAGCCCCAGUGAAUGCUUCUCCAGACCUGAGGUGAUGCUGGAAGGAGGGGGAGAGCUGUGGGUCUCAGAUCUCCAAGGCUCAGAGAAAAGAGAGAUCCCGAGAGGAACCUGCCCAGCAGGUGAUGGGAUUGUGAGUGGAAACAUGGAGCAGAAUCCACAGAAGGAAGAUGCUGAGCACAUGGGACUGCGCAGGGGAUUAUCACAAGGAACUAAAGGGAACAUGUCCAAGAGUUGUGAAGAGAGGCAGCAGGGAAACCACUCAGGGGAGAAAGUGGGUAAAUCCAUUAGUUGUGAGGAAAAUCACAUGGACCUCAAGGAAACGACUGCCCAGCAGAGACUCUUCAAGGGAGAGAGAGAAAACAUAUGCUCUGAAUGUGGGAAAACCUUCCAUCGGCGCUUAAAUCUUAUUUUGCAUGAGAGAAUCCACACAGGAGAGAGACCCUAUGAAUGCUGUGAAUGCGGGAAAGCCUUUACUCGACGCCCAAACCUCAUUAGACAUCGGAGAAUCCACACAGGUGCGAACCCGAGUGAAUUCUCAGGGUUUCCAGUCUCCAGACCUGAGGUGAUGUCUCAGCUGGAACCAGGGGAAGAGCUAUGGGUCUCAGAUCUCCAGGGCUCAGAGGAAAAAGUGAUCUUGACAGAAACCUGCACAGGUGAUGGGAUGGUGAGUGAGAACGAGCAGAAUCCACAGCUGGAAGAUGAUGAGCAUGUGGAACUGCGUGGGGGAUUAUCACAGGGAAUUAAACGAAACGUAUCCCCACUAGGGGAGAAAGUGAGUAAAUCCAUCAGUUGUGAGGAAAAUCACAAGGACCUCAAGGAAACCACAGCCCAGCAGAGAAUCCUUAUGGGAGAGAGAAAAAGCAUAUGCCCUGAGUAUGGUAAAACCUUCCCUCGAUGCUCACACCUUAUUCUACAUCAGAAAAUCCACACAAGAGAGACAGCCUAUGAAUGCUGUGAGUGUGGCAAAACCUUCACUCGGCGCUCAGACCUUAUCAGACAUCAGAGAACCCACACAGGCACUAGCCCCUAUGAAUGCUGCCAGUGUGGGAAAAUCUUCCCUUGGCACUCACAGCUUAUUGUACAUCAAAGAAUCCACACAGGAGAGAGGCCCUAUGAAUGCUGUGAGUGCAGGAAAGCCUUCACUCGGCGUUCACAUCUUAUCAGACAUCAGAGAACCCACACCCAAGAGCGACCUUUUCAAUGCUGUGAGUGCGGGAAAACCUUCUCUCAGAGCUCAACCCUGAGUAGACAUCAGAGAAUCCAUGCUUGUGAGAGGCCCUAGGAAUGCUAUAUUUAGCCAGCACACUGUGAAGGAACUAUUCAAGUUGAAUGGCCCAUCAAAGAACACUGAACUCACAGUGUACCUUGGAAGACUUCUAUCCAUGCCUGAUGGAUUUUCCUGUGAACGUUCUAACUAAAGAAAGUAUGGGUAAUGGCCUCCGCUAUAACUAAGCGAAGCAGGCACUGACAUGUGACUUGCCCAUGUGACUCCAAACCCCAUCUUGUUACCUGUAAUUUUCCACAAACUAGAACAAUGGGUUUCCCUUCACUUCGCAGAAGCUGUAAAAGCCCUGGAAACAUCGCCACUGGAAUAUGGACUUACACUAAUGGGAGCAUUCUAACCAAUUGAUUGAGGACCUUCCAAUGAUUUGGCAGCAACCAGAGACUUAACAAGCCAUUAGUUUAUUUGAAGGGUUCAUGUUUAGCUAUUCCACCUGGAAGCAGGCAGGGCACACCUUGACUGUUCUGUAGAAGCAAUGCACACAUUGCUCUAUCCAAGGACAAGGGCUAGAUAUGAACCAUGAAAACUUGAUUGUUGGGACAGUAACUGCGGGAGGCUUUCUUAGCCUGGGCUCAAGGCCUGAGAACCAGGAUUGUAGUAGCUAAAAGAUGCAACUAAGUAUAUUAAUCAACGUCAUACAUUCUUUUGUGUAUCUUUUUGCGGUAGCAGUGUGUAAUGCUGAGGGGGGAGAAAUAUAAUAAAAGGAGAAGGUGGAAGGCGGGGGGCAGAACGCCCAUCUCAGCUGACCAGCCUGCUUGCUUGCAUAAAGCUGUGUUCUGUCUCAUCAUUGGACUGCCGCAUUUAUUCCAUCACUGCUAGAAGCCUGAUCCAGUAACUUUGCAGUUACUGUAUGUAUUUCAUUCUUUUAACCAAUUUUAACUCUCACCUCUUUCUUUCAUUUUAUAAAUAAACCUUUAGAUUUUAGAUACUAAAGGAAUGGCAACAGCAUGUUUAUUGGGUAAGAUCUGAGUUCUGUAUUGACCUGGGUGUGUGGCUGGUCCUCUGAGAUCAGAAGAACCCUUUGGUUGAUUAAAUUGGUUUUAAAUAACUACUCAUCAUUAAGUUUAGUGUUUUUGGUGGUGAUACAAGGACUGGAAUACCUAAGGAAACUGCUUUUCUGACUUUUUGUUAGGCAGAGUGGUGAAACAGAAGUUUACGUUUGUUGCUGGUCUGGUAUAUCUUAUGGGAGAAUAACCACCAGUUUUGGGGUGUGUCUGGCCUAUUUCUGAGUUUGUCCUGAAUUUGGUAUUCUCAGUUAUGACUGAGGAACGGUGACAAGUGGCUCUGCGUGCUGCCCCUGCCUGCAGGCACCACCCCUGCAACUCCCAUUGGCCGUAGUUCCGGGCCAAUGGGACCUGUGGAGUCAGCACUCUGGACGGGAGCAGUGCGCAGAGAUCCCUGGCCGUCCCUGCGCCUAAGAGACAGAGGGACUUGCCGGUCACUUACAGGAGUUGCUCAUAGCCAGGGCAGGCAGAGAGCCUGCCUUAGCCCUGCUGCACUGCCCACUGGACUUUUAACGACCUAUUAAAAUUUCACGAAUGGCUUGUAAUAGCCACCGGGAGAUUGAGGCCAAUUCUGGGAGACUCCCGGCCAAUCUGGGAAGGUUAGCAACCCUAGUUGUUACCCAGGCUCUAGAGGUGGUUACUCCUGAAGAUAUCUCCUAACUAAUCCUAACAGAGAGAAGUGCUGUCUCUAGCAAUGCAAAUGUGGAGAAAAUAGAAGUGUUUUGUUGUUCUUGUUGAACUCACCCUCUGUAAUGCUUCCAAUGUGUAUCAAAUGAAAUGAGUGUUUAAUGUGGGACAGCUGCAGAAAGUUUACUCUUUUUGAAUAAACCCCCCACGUCUUGUACCGUAUAGUGAUUCUCAUCCAGACGUUUAUUUAGUUUCUAAUUUAGACUUGUUCCAUCAGAUUAAAGAAAUAAACUGAGCAUGUUUGGGUAAGUCAUUCUUCACUAGCACUUCUGAGAUUUUGGAUGGUUUGGUAAAGGAUUCUUCUCCAGAGAAAUGUAAAUUUGCCCUCAUCAAGACCAAGGAUUUGGCAAGAACUCAGGUAAAAACAGCAGGCACCCAGUAAUUGGUUUUCACCAUAGAGAUGAAAGCUGUUGUGAGCUAUUGUCAUAAAUAUAAAGGGAAGGGUAAACCCCUUUAAAAUCCCUCCUGGCCAGAGGAAAAAUCCUCUCACCUGUAAAGGAUUAAGAAGCUAAAGGUAACCUCGCUGGCACCUGACCAAAAUGACCAAUGAGGAGACAAGAGACUUUCAAAAGCUGGGAGGAGGGAGAAAAACAAAGGGUCUGUGUCUGUCUGUAUGAUGCUUUUGCCGGGGACAGAACAGGAAUGGAGUCUUAGAACUUAGUAAGUAAUCUAGCUAGCUAUGUGUUAGAUUAUGAUUUCUUUAAAUGGCUGAGAAAAUAACUGUGCUGAAUAGAAUGAAUAUUCCUGUCUGUGUGUCUUUUUUGUAACUUAAGGUUUUGCCUAGAGGGAUUCUCUAUGUUUUGACUCUAAUUACCCUGUAAGGUAUUCACCAUCCUGAUUUUACAGAGGUGAUUCUUUUUUUACUUCUAUUAAAAGUCUUCUUGUAAGGAAA